AUGGGUACCUCGAAUACACAUCGUAGAUUUGAGUUGCAUGGUUUUUCAGACGCUUCAGCAGCAGCAUAUGCGGCAGUGGUUUAUGGUAGAGUUGUGCAAUCCGAUGAUGAAGUCAAGGUUUCGUUGAUUAUGUCAAAAACAAAGGUAGCGCCUUUAAAACAAGUAACGCUCCCACGUUUAGAGUUAUGUGCUGCUCUUCUGCUGACAAAACUUUAUCCCUCUGAUGGCUAUCCCCUCAGCCCUGGCCAUUUCUUGAUUGGCCGACCUCUCACGGCACCGGUGUGUGAAAAUUACCUGCAACACUUACCUGUACACCGGUUGAGCCGCUACCAGAGAGUGGAACAGCUGCGGCAGCAGUUUUGGAUGCGCUGGGCUAGAGAGUAUAUCUCGGAGCUACAAAUCAGAGCUAAGUGGAGGGAAAAUACGGCAGAAUUGAAGCCUGAUACGCUUGUCCUUGUCAAAGACGUGGCUCUUCCGCCGUUGAAAUGGCCACUUGGUCGCGUGGUGAAGACAAUUCCUGGUGAAGAUGGCAUCUCCAGAGUGGCGGACAUCAAGACAGCAUCAGGCGUCAUAAGACGGUCUUACACAAAGAUCUGUCCACUUGUAAGGGAUCAAUAG
Molecule: messenger RNA, 618 nt
Organism: Papilio machaon (common yellow swallowtail)
Lineage: Eukaryota; Metazoa; Arthropoda; Insecta; Lepidoptera; Papilionidae
Exons: 2
Coding region: 1-618 (205 amino acids)
Source: RefSeq, a predicted model, not a curated record